UCCCCGCCCCAGAGGCGGAGCCGAGGUCGGAGCUUGCAGAGCUUGAGAACUGCCGAAACCCGCCCGGGGCUCCGGGCCUGGCUCGCACCCACCCCUACCCGACCGCAGGUUCGCCAACACCUGACCCCCUCCCCUUCCCCUGCCCACUGCUGGCAAAACUCAGCCUCCCAGGUCCCCGGCUGGGCCCAAGGGCGCCGGAGCAGGUGCAGGUGCGGCUUCUCCACCUCUCUUCCAUCCGGGCGCAUCCCGCCGGGCGGCCAUGGCGCGAGGAGACGCCCCGCAGGACAGCUACCACCUGGUCGGGAUCAGCUUCUUUAUCCUGGGGCUGGGCACCCUCCUACCCUGGAACUUCUUCAUCACAGCCAUCCCGUACUUCCAGGGGCGGCUGACGGGGGCCAACAGCACCGCUGAGACCCUGGGCACCAACCACACGAGCCCUGCAGAUACCUUCAACUUCAACAACUGGGUGACACUGCUGUCCCAGCUGCCCCUGCUGCUCUUCACGCUCCUCAACUCCUUCCUAUACCAGUGCAUCCCUGAGACGGUGCGGAUUCUGGGCAGCCUGCUGGUCAUCCUGCUGCUCUUCGCCCUGACGGCAGUGUUGGUAAAGGUGGACAUGAGCCCUGGGCUCUUCUUCUCCAUCACCAUGGCCUCUGUCUGGUUCAUCAACUCCUUUGGUGCAGUUCUGCAGGGCAGCCUCUUCGGGCAGCUGGGCACCAUGCCUUCCACGUACAGCACCCUCUUCCUCAGCGGCCAGGGCCUGGCUGGGAUCUUCGCUGCCCUGGCCAUGCUCAUGUCCAUGGCCAGUGGCGUGGAUGCCCAGACCUCCGCCCUGGGGUACUUCAUCACGCCCUGUGUGGGCAUCCUCAUGUCCAUCGUGUGUUACCUGAGCCUGCCCCACCUGAAGUUUGCCCGCUACUACCUGGCCAAGAAACCAUCACAGGCGCAGGGUCAGGAGCUGGAGACCAAAGCAGAGCUCCUCCAGUCUGAUGAGAACGGGAUUCCCAACAGCCCCCAGAAGGCAGCCCUGACCCUGGACCUUGACCCUGAGAAGGAGCCAGAGAUGGAGCCAGAGGAACCCCAGAAGCCAGGGAAACCUUCAGUGUUCCUUGUCUUCCGGAAGAUCUGGCUGACGGCGCUGUGCCUUGUGUUGGUCUUCACAGUCACCCUGUCCGUCUUCCCCGCCAUCACAGCCAUGGUGACCAGCUCCACCAGUCCUGGGAAAUGGAGUCAGUUCUUCAACCCCAUCUGCUGUUUCCUUCUCUUCAACAUCAUGGACUGUCUGGGACGGAGCCUGACCUCUUACUUCCUGUGGCCAGACGAGGACAGCCGGCUGCUGCCCCUGCUGGUCUGCCUCCGCAUCCUGUUCGUGCCACUCUUCAUGCUGUGCCACGUGCCUGAGAGGUCUCGGCUGCCCAUCCUCUUCCCACAGGACGCCUACUUCAUCACGUUCAUGCUGCUUUUUGCUGUUUCAAAUGGUUACCUGGUGUCCCUCACCAUGUGCCUGGCGCCCAGGCAGGUGCUGCCACACGAGAGGGAGGUAGCCGGCACCCUCAUGACCUUCUUCCUGGCCCUGGGGCUCUCCUGUGGAGCCUCCCUCUCCUUCCUCUUCAAGGCGCUGCUCUGAAGUGCUCCAUCCAGGGCUCUCCCAGCAUCUCUCUUCGGAAAUGAGACCCAGCACGAGGGGAUGGCAGGCGGGGCUCAGGACUCUGCCAAGCUGGGCCCCUUGGUCUUGGAGUACCAGGAGGAGGCGAGCGCUGCUCUCCUUCCUGGGCCAGUGGCCACUUGGGUUGCUGCAAGGAAGAAUUCACCACCUGUCAUUCCAACCCUCAUCCAAGAGAGGAGCUGGCGCAGAGGCAGACUAUCAAGAUGCACAUAAGACCUCACUGAAAGUGUGAUGAUCAGGAAAGAGAGGGCUGAGGACAAUGACCCUCCCUUCCCACCAGGAGUGUAUUUGUUAAUCAGCAGAAAUGCACUUGCUAAUCACCAGGGCUCAGAGGCUGCAGGUGGGGCCUUGACAAUGGAGUGGCUGGUGUGGCCCUGACAAUGGAGUGGCUGGUGUGGCCCCAGCUUCGGGUUCAGAAUGGGAGUGGGGCUUGCCCAGGGCAGGAGCUCCUCUUCUCUCCAGGCCUCAGCCACCCCAUGGUCUCGGACCCCAGAACAGAAGAUCCCAGGGAAGUUGAGGGGACCAGGGAGAAGGAACAGGAGUAACAGUGUUGUUAUCGCCAACACUGACUGUGUCUACCCCCCAAGCCCCGCUGGGCCUGGGUCCCAGAACUGCAGUUAGCCUGCAUGUGUGUACAGCACUUUACAGUUUGCAAAGCUCUUCCACACCGUCUCUCACUGAAGCCACAUUGAGGCCCUUGGAGGGAGCCGGGCAGGGAUUGGGCUCCCCUUUGUACAGGUGAGGAAACUGAGUCCCAGGGGGAAGUGACUGGUUCUUGGCAGAGCCAGGACCCAGCCCCCACCUCCCUGUAGGUGCUGUUCUUCCUGCCCACUGCCUGCUUCUCUUUCCUCAAGGGGCUCAAGGCGAGAAUCCCAAGCACUUCCUCCACCUUGUUGCUUGUUUUCCCCUCUGACCCUGUUCUUGGGUCUAAUAACAACGUUCUUCAUUUGUACAA
Molecule: messenger RNA, 2621 nt
Organism: Camelus dromedarius (Arabian camel)
Lineage: Eukaryota; Metazoa; Chordata; Mammalia; Artiodactyla; Camelidae
Gene: SLC29A2
Product: solute carrier family 29 member 2
Exons: 12
Coding region: 260-1627 (455 amino acids)
Biological process (GO): adenine transport; thymine transport; nucleoside transmembrane transport
Cellular component (GO): basolateral plasma membrane; plasma membrane
Molecular function (GO): nucleoside transmembrane transporter activity
Source: RefSeq, a predicted model, not a curated record